AUGCUCGUGCCCUCUUCUCGUUAUUUCCACGUUAUUUGCCCCCUUUCCAUCGCCCCGCAGCACCCACCUCAUUACAUCUCUCGAGAUUACAUCUCUCGAGACCACACCUCUUGGGAUCAUAUUUCUCGAGAUUACAUCUCUCGGGACCUCACCUCUCGGGAUCACAUCUCUCGAGAUCACAUCUCUCGGGAUCAUAUCUCUCGAGAUUACAUCUCUCGGGAUCAUAUCUCUCGAGAUUACAUCUCUCGGGACCACACCUCUUGGGAUCAUAUUUCUCGAGAUUACAUCUCUCGAGACCACACCUCUCGGGAUCACAUCUCUCGAGAUCACAUCUCUCAUGAUCACAUCUCUCAGGAUCAUAUCUCUCGAGAUUACAUCUCUCGGGAUCACAUCUCUCGGGAUCACAUCUCUCGAGAUCAUAUCUCUCUAGAUUACAUCUCUCGGGAUGAUAUCUCUCGGGACCACACCUCUCGGGAUCAUAUCUCUCAAGAUUACAUCUCUUGGGAUCACAUCUCUCAAGAUCAUAUCUCUCUAGAUUACAUCUCUCGGGAUCAUAUCUCACGAGAUUACAUCUCUCGGGAUCAUAUCUCUUGGGAUCAUAUCUCUCGGGAUCAAAUAGUCAGUGUAAUUGGUUUAUUUUAA
This is a messenger RNA of Acanthosepion pharaonis, 642 nucleotides long. The record is from the annotation of a GenBank genome assembly. Lineage: Eukaryota; Metazoa; Mollusca; Cephalopoda; Sepiida; Sepiidae.